Camelina sativa (false flax) is the source of this 677-nucleotide messenger RNA. Lineage: Eukaryota; Viridiplantae; Streptophyta; Magnoliopsida; Brassicales; Brassicaceae. The record is from RefSeq and is a predicted model, not a curated record.
UCUCUUUCUCUCUCUCUCUCUCUUAUUUUUUUUACUCAAUAAUAAAAAAAAAGCUUCGACCACAGAACGAUAAUGGUGGCUAUGAGAUCUCCGUCUUUUUUUCUCCGUCGUGUUUCUCACCGCCGAUUAUAAAAUCAUUCUUUCUACUGGCAUCUCCUUGCGGGACAUGGAAAUCUAUGUCGAUUAGGGUUUAUGUAAGAAGAAAUAAAAAGGGUAUGGAGGUGAAGGAAUCGAAGGUAGAUAUGGAUAAGGCGGAGGAGAUAGUGGCAUUAUCCAAAGAUAUGCCUUGUACUAGUAACUAUGAGGACCAUAGUUUUCAUACUUCUGAUGAAGAUCAUCUCACUGAGGAUCCUUGUGCUGUUGCUGUUGGUGUUGCUGCUAGUGAUGAUAGUGGUGAUGCUUCUAUUAGAAAAGAGGUGGCAGAUGAAGACGAUGUUGAUGUAUUGGGAUGCUAUGAUGAUGACGAUGAGGUUGAAGCCUCGGGAUGCUAUGAUGAUGGGACUGAUGAUGGGUAUUCUUCGAGCUCGUUUAGUGGUACUGAUUCUGAGCAUGAAGGUGAUGAAACUUCUUUGAAUGAUCAAGAAGCUGAUUCUAUCANCUUCGACCACAGAACGAUAAUGGUGGCUAUGAGAUCUCCGUCUUUUUUUCUCCGUCGUGUUUCUCACCGCCGAUUAUAA